AUGGAUGAUGCCUUGUUGAAGCCUUCCAAGGUGCGAUGUUCCGUCAAAAUUGGGUCGCCCUGGGUGUGGGACGAAGAAUGGCAGGAUUAUGCCGAGAAAAGUCCGGAUGUCAUUGCAGUGGGCACCCUUGUGGAAGUCAAAGAUCCGAAAGCUUUGCGGGCCAGGGAGUUUCGUGCAGAUAUGGUCCAUGGCCCUGAUUCCACGAACGAGGAUGUGAUCAUGUGCGAUUUAGCUCCAACAUUGGAAGCUGUAUUGAACGGUACAGAUGCUGUUCUGCUUGUGGCGGGUGUUACUGAUGGAGCGCAGGGCGACUUGAUGGAUGGAGCUGAAGGGCUUGCAGCGGCGUCGGUGUGGCAGCUGGCCUCGGAGUUGCAUGAGCGCCAGGUCAGUCAUCGUGCCAACGGGGCUGUUGGAUACACUUUCCAUAUGAGGCUGCAGUGUUUUCAACUUGUUGGUGACACGAUUGUGGACCUUCUUGCCGAUUCUCCAGAAGCUGCACGGUUGAUGGACUUACCACAAGGUGUAGUGGUCGAAGGUGUGCGAACUGCCAGCGCUACAUCUGCUGAUGAGUUCAUGAAGUACAUUGAAGCUGCCCAAAGACGUCGAGAUCCAGAGAAGCGACAUCAAGGAAGCACUGUUUUCAUCAUGGAUGUCACCCAGGCAGACUACUACGAGGGAUGGGGUCUCCACGGACGCUUUGUUCUUCUGGAAUCAGCAGUCAUGGAUUGUUUGGCAGAGGAUAAGGGUCUUGUCCAGCUUCGUGAAGGCUAUGACCGCUACAGAGGGGUCUACCACAUGCGCAGCUUGGUCAAGUCAUGGAGAAGUGGCGAGCCGGGAGAUGUCAACGGCUCCUAUUUGACUUGGCUUCUUCGAGAUGUUUUCACAGGUGGCAGCAUUGAAGUUCAUCUGCUGUUCUGCGUAGCUCAGGGGAAGCCUGCAAUAAGCAUAGCGCUGAUGGAGUUCAUGGAAGAUUUUGGCAAGGUAUAUACAAAUCCAGUAACGCAGGACCAUCGAGUUGCAGGAUGGGCAAGAGCAGUGCGAUCUGAACGGCUGAUGUGGAAGCAGGCGCUUGAGCGAGGAGCGGGCAGUGUGGAUCGCGACACAAGGAGCCUCGUCCUGGAGCUGGAGAAGCGGCUGGCCAACGCCGAGAGGCAGAAGGAAGAAGCCCAGCGCACGGCUGAUGCCCGCCAAGACCGAGCAAACAAUUUCCAGGACAGGUACGUCUCUGCCCUAGAGAAUCAGGAAGCGAUGAAUGAAAAGCUCAUGGCCUCCGAAGAGGAGCAGUUGAAGGCCAUGCAGUCGCUGGUCGAGGCACAAAUGGAGGCAUCCGAGCUUAAAGAUGAGUUCAGUGAAAUGCAGUACACAGACAAUGUUCUUCUGAUGAUGUUGGAGCAAGAGGUGGCAGAGUUGAAGGAAUCUGCUGAGAAGACAACCGCCGACUUCACAGGGGAGCAGGCUAGGCAACUACACGAUGCAGAGGUGGUGGCCGAGGAUCUACGAAUGCGGUUAGAUGCCGCAUCAGAAGCAAAAAUCCAGGCUGAGAUUCAGAAAGAGGUAGAAAGAGGUGACCUGGAGAAUCGUGUUCAGGCACUUCGACUGGAGCUUCGAGAAGGGCACCUGGCAGAUUCAGUGCAGCACGCCGAGGAGCGUGGCAAGAUUCAAGAGACGAUGAGAGGAGAAGUUGAACGACUCAGGCAGUCUUUGGAAGACGAGCGCAGCCGCACGAGACAGAUCAUUGAUGAGGGGCAGCUGGAAAUGAUGCGUGUUCGCCACCAGUUCCAAGAAGAGACGGCGCAAGCUGCAUUUCUGGCGAAGCAGGAGCUUCAACAUCUGGAGUCGACCAGGGAAGCCGAGCUGGUCGAAGCGCGCAAAGAGCUUGCGGAGGUGCAGAGGCGGCAGGUGGCAAAAGACCAAGAAGUCAAGCCUGACGCUCACGAAGCCCUCGAGACUGGGCGAUUGACGAAGAUGCAGGAUCGACUCAUUGAAGAGGUGCAAGCGCUGCGAAAUGCCGGCACCUUCGCCGCCAAUGCAUCUGCAAAUGCAGAUCUGCAAGAACAAAAUCGAGCAUUGCAGGCGCGUGUGGCAUUCCUGGAGCAGCAAAGUCCUGCGGACAGGCGUGUGCAGGCUCAGCGUUUGGCCUUUUUUGAAAAGAGUGUCCGUGACCUGGAGGCUGAGAGGUCGGCGCUGUUGGUGCGGGCAACGGUGGCAGAAGAGCAGUUGAAGCAGUUGCAGAAGCACUUGAAGGAAAUCACCGAGGAUUAUCAGAUGCAGAUUCUCAAUUUGAAGAUGAAAGGGCACAGCUAG
Messenger RNA from Symbiodinium natans, 2304 nucleotides. NCBI's taxonomy places the organism in Eukaryota, Dinophyceae, Suessiales, Symbiodiniaceae. The record is from the annotation of a GenBank genome assembly.